AGGUUGGUAAUUAUUUUAUUUCUACUUGAAAAAAAAAUAAAUUUUACUUGAGGUUUAAAUUAUAAAUUGGAUUUUGUAACCACGUUAUUGUGUAAUAGUAUAUCUACUUCUUUAACCAAUAUCAUUAAGAUUACGUUCGAAAUUAACCCUCUAGAUUUUAGACUCUUACCAACCAACCACUUAAAAUUAUUAAAGUAAAAAUUUAUUACUGUAGCAUUUUUUCGUUAUCAUAAACAUACUAUGUUUGUCCCUAAUUAUUUAAAAAAAAAACUGAAAAUAUUAUGUACAAUCUUGAUGUCAUAAAUAUUUUUAUAUUAAAACAUAAUUUUGAGAUUUAAUGACAUUCGGUUUCUAGGUAUAUUUUGUUUAAUUAAAAAAAAAAUCAAACAACCUCCAUCGUGAUUUUAGGUUAGGUUACUUUAAAUAUGGCCUUCAUCCGUGCAAAGACGAUCGUGAUUUUAACAACCCAUGUGACAUUGACAAAAUAAUAAGUGUCAGAUUGACCAAACCCAAGAUUCAAAUAUUUGAAUUGAAUUUAAAUCAAAUAAAAUAUUCUAUUAGAGUAUUGAAAAGUAAUUAUGAUACUAAAUUGUAUCACUAAGUUAGGAUAUCGAAAUAGUUCCAUAACACCAACCUUUAUAUUUAAACAUACGGAAACAUGUCCUGUAAACUACAUGAAAAAGAAAACUACGGAUAGAAGCUUAGAUUCCGAAAAAGACACAAUAAAGAGGGCGUUAAAAUCUGGCCCUGUAAGAUUAGCAAUUUUUCCGGAGGAGUGGUUUUUGUUUUUCCAUAAUAAGACUGGUGUCACGGGACCUUAUAUUUUUGGUAUUUGCUUAACUAAUUAUUUAGUAAGCAAAGAGAUUUUUAUUAUGGAACACGAGUACUAUAUUGGUCUUUCUAUUUUUGUUGUGCUUUAUUUCGCUACAACAAAUUUUGGCAACAUUUUCGCAGAAUAUUUGGACAAACAAGUUGAUGCUUAUGUUAAUGAUAUUGAAAAUGAAAGAAAGGCGGAGAAAAAUGUUUUUGAUCAGCAAAUAAAACAAGCUGAAGAUGCUAUAUGGAGAGCACAGGGCCAGAAAGUGUUAAUGGACGCCAAAAAGGAAAAUAUACUAAUGCAACUUGAAGCUGUUUACAGAGAAAGAUUAAUGCAUGCUUACAGAUCUAUCAAGGGUCGUAUGGAUUACCAGGUAAAACUUCACCAAUCCAAUGCCAGGAUUCAACAAAAAUGGAUGAUAGAAUGGAUUAUUGAUCAAGUGAAGAAAUCAAUAACUCCUGAUUUCGAAAAACGAGUCUUUGACAAUGCUAUUCUACAAAUUGCUGAUGCUGCUGGUCGAGUAAAAUAGUAGUAUCUAUAAAACAUUACUGUUAUAAUUCUUCCAUUAACAAAUGAUACAUUAACAUUUCAUUAAUAAAAUGUAUAUUUUAUGCUUU
Messenger RNA from Danaus plexippus (monarch butterfly), 1434 nucleotides. Its product is annotated as ATP synthase subunit b, mitochondrial-like. Gene Ontology annotation, biological process: proton motive force-driven ATP synthesis. Bases 579 to 1346 code for a protein of 255 amino acids. NCBI's taxonomy places the organism in Eukaryota, Metazoa, Arthropoda, Insecta, Lepidoptera, Nymphalidae. The record is from RefSeq and is a predicted model, not a curated record. The transcript has a single exon. Gene Ontology annotation, molecular function: proton transmembrane transporter activity.